Messenger RNA from Colias croceus (clouded yellow), 1185 nucleotides. RefSeq lists its product as uncharacterized. Gene Ontology annotation, molecular function: RNA polymerase II general transcription initiation factor activity. The record is from RefSeq and is a predicted model, not a curated record. Bases 248 to 934 code for a protein of 228 amino acids. The transcript has a single exon. Lineage: Eukaryota; Metazoa; Arthropoda; Insecta; Lepidoptera; Pieridae. Gene Ontology annotation, biological process: snRNA transcription.
ACUUGCAAUAAGACUAUAAAAAUGUGAUUUUUGUACCUUCGUUGAUGGGUAGCUUUAGUCAAAGUCAGGUUUAAUUAAUAAUCUAUAUCAAGUUCUGUCAAAUCAGCAUUCAGCGAUGUAUAAUCUGUGCUUUAUUUGUGAAAUUGUCAACUAACAAUUUUUGAGAAAAAUAAACUUUUUCUAUUUACAGUUUGUGGUUUCUUUGUAAUUUUUCAUAAAAUUAAAUAGUCAAUAUAAUUAUUUGAAGAUGGAUAAUAAUUCUGAUACUGAAUCUAGGACAUUGGAGGGUUGGACAAAGGAAGAAAAAUUCCAAUUAUUGCAAGCUUUAAACGAAUAUGGGUGUUCGGACAUAGAUCAGAUUCAAAGUUUUAUAUGUUCUAAAACUACAAAAGAAAUAAAAGACGCAAUCAAAUUUUACAAUCGGAAAGCAUUACAGAACCCUGCGGUGCUAAGUAAGAAAAAGAAACGAACAGCAAAUGCAUCUAUAGCACCUAUCGCAAGUUGGGCGAAAUUACUAACGGAUACAAAAUCGUUUGAUGAAUUAAAUACUGAAAUAGCUCUUGCAUUGCGUUUAAUUGCUGAAUUCGAAGAUAAACCGCCUGUGGUUUGUACUAAUAAAGUUGAUUUUAAAGCAGCUUACAGUUACUUGGCAAAUGCCUUGGAAGGAAAGCCAUUACCAGAAAAUAAGUUUAUCAAAGCUAUCUUUGAAAAAUGCCUCUAUGAUAUCGCCGUUGCAAGUAAAUCUUUUCUAAAACCUCAGACACUCAAAAAACUAAUUAAAGAUAUGAAUUUAUUUGAUCAAGGGAUAAAAAUUAAUUCACAAGCUUCCAAUAGUACUGAGUUUACAACUAUUAAAUACUUGGCUAAUCAAGGGCAGUAUAAUCCACUAAAUAUUGAGGAGCAGUAUUUAAAAUCAUUACAUAGUUCUUCGUGAUUAUUAUUGGUAAAUAAACUUAUAAAAAUAUGAUUGUUCUGAUCUAUUUAUUGUAAAACACAGGAAAUAGUUAUUUCUUUAACCGGCUUAAAAAAAAGGAGGAAGUUAUCAAUUCGGCCGGUAUAUUUUUUGUAUUCAAAUUAAUAAUUAGAUGUGAUAUUGCAGAACAUGCAUAUUAUAAAAUAGUAUAAGCUAUAAGUAAUUUGUGAUAGUAGGUAAUUUAAGAAAAUUAAAUAUAAUGUAUUAACCAA